UCUAGCUGUAUAGAGUGAGGACUUGUGUGUGUGUGAUUUUGAAAAGGAAACAGCACAAUGUCUUCAGCAACCGCCACAGCUGCUUUACCCAGUGGUGCUUCAGUUCUGGCUUCAUUUCCUGACAUUCUUGUUAUUCCUGAGUUUGUCUUUGGUGGCCUGGUCUGGAUCCUUGUGGCUUCUACCAAAGUUUUGGCCACAGUGAGUCAAGGCUGGGUGAUGUUUGUCUCGGUGUUUUGCUUUGUAAUUUCUACACUUCUUUUCCUCUUAUAUUUGUGUGGAGCUCAUGGUGGAAAAAGUGCUUGGGUUGCUUUGGAUGCUUUCUACCAGGUAAUUGCAUCACUUUUCUAUUUGAGUGCAGCAGUUUUGCAAGCCUACACGACGAUAGAAAUUAAAUUGCUUCCUAGUGAAUUCAAGGCAUACCAAAUAGAUAUAGCAGCUGUGGUUUUCGCAUUUGCAGUCACACUGACUUAUGUAAUCCAUAUGGUGUUCUCCCUCCUGAGAUGGAAAGCUUCUUAAACCCAAUGUUCUAUGGAUUUUACAGACAUAUUUGUUAUUUUGUAAAGAGCUUCCUUUAGAAAUCUUAAAUACACAAUAAUGUACUUUAUUACAUGUCAAUAGCAAAUUUCUUUAUCAAUAUUUACCCCCAAUCGUUGAACCCCGGAUUCAAAUCCUUGUUAGAAGAAGAGAGUGAAGGAAACUAAGUAUCUACCUUAAAAUACAUUUGUAUUACAAUGCCUUUUAUGUAAAUGGACAAUAGGCUGUAAUUUACAAUUAUGUAAAUUGUACAAUAAAAAGCUUCCAAGUUC
Messenger RNA from Thamnophis elegans (Western terrestrial garter snake), 806 nucleotides. RefSeq names its product mal, T cell differentiation protein (gene MAL). The coding region runs from base 58 to 516 and encodes 152 amino acids. Gene Ontology annotation, molecular function: structural constituent of myelin sheath. The transcript has 4 exons. Gene Ontology annotation, biological process: myelination. Gene Ontology annotation, cellular component: membrane. The record is from RefSeq and is a predicted model, not a curated record. NCBI's taxonomy places the organism in Eukaryota, Metazoa, Chordata, Lepidosauria, Squamata, Natricidae.